AAUAAUCCGCGCUUUUAAACGCGGGUCAAAAUCUAGUUCCAGUGUUAUAAUUUAUAUUAUUUUGUUGUCAAAAAAAUAAAUUACAUUAUUAUAUUAUAUUGGAUUAUUACUAUCUUUUGGAUAAUUGGAAAGAUUUGACUCGAAAAAGAAUAAAGAAAAAGACCAGCGAUACCGUAUCUAUUAAAUUAAAUUGUAAAUUAAUAAAGUCGUUAAUUAAUUAAUUGAGAGAGAACAGCGACAGCGAAGGUUUCUGAUUGGAAACGAAACCGAAGUGAAGCCGUGUAGGAGACAGACAACAGCAAACAAACAAACAAAAAAAAAAUCAAACUCCUGUUUCUCUCAAUUACUCAAUUUCUCAUCGACCAUCGUCCUCUCCUUUCGAUUCCGAUCUUCCUUUUUUUUUCUGAAUUCGAAACGGCGUCUGGUUAAUGCCUGGAAGCCACGGGGAGAUUACGGUGGUUGAACAGAACAGAGUCGAUAACGACAACAAGAAGACAAGGAAGAAGAAGGAAGAGGAUGAUUCUGAGAACGGGAACCAAUUAGUAAAGCCCUUGAUUUCAAAACCCAGGAAGCAAUUUACAGACAGGUUCAGAAGAAACACAAAUCACGUUAUGGGUCGUGUAAAGGAGGAUGCUUUUCUGGAUGAGACCUCUCAGAAGAGAGGAGGAGGAGGAGGAGGAAGAGGUUCUCCUUCAUCUUCAGCUCGUGAUAUGCUGAGAGUUAUGUUGGAGAACAAUGAUUACUUCUCUGACGAGUGCAAUCCACAUCGAUGAUUACUUUUUUAAUUUGUUGUUGCUCAAUUUGUAUAGUACUUUUUUCUUCAUCUUCUGGUUAAGUCAAUCAAUGCCUAUGAGUGUUUUUCUUAUGAUGAUAUCUAAAAAAAUAGAAGAUUCUUGUCUUAA
This is a messenger RNA of Brassica napus (rape), 902 nucleotides long. RefSeq lists its product as uncharacterized. The transcript has a single exon. Lineage: Eukaryota; Viridiplantae; Streptophyta; Magnoliopsida; Brassicales; Brassicaceae. The record is from RefSeq and is a predicted model, not a curated record. The coding region runs from base 429 to 773 and encodes 114 amino acids.